Molecule: messenger RNA, 1104 nt
Organism: Hemisphaericaspora subhashii
Lineage: Eukaryota; Fungi; Ascomycota; Pichiomycetes; Serinales; Debaryomycetaceae
Exons: 1
Coding region: 1-1104 (367 amino acids)
Source: RefSeq, a predicted model, not a curated record
AUGUCACAUAGAAGAUCAAAAGCUCUGUUUUCAAUCGACUUUGAAAAAGGUGAUUUCCUUCUCUCUCCACCUCCUAUCAAUAACAAUAACAACAACAAUAAACAAAAACAGCAACAGCAACAAGGUAAACCACGUCAAAGAUUAUUAACCUUCCUACUUAUAUCCAUAUUCAUUGUUACUAUAAUUAUGUUAUAUUCAUCAUUUGCAUUUACACCUGAUUUAUCUUCAAUACAAGGGAAUGUAAAAUUACUGGAUAUUACUAACGCAAAUGUGGAGGAGGAUACUUAUACUUUAAUGAAUCAAGAAAAAGAUUGGAAUGUUGUGCCUUCAAGACAAGUAUCUCCAUUGCCAUCAGUAGACGAUGAGGAGAGACGUCAGAAUGAACAAAAUCAACAAGAACAAGUAGAAGACGAGGAGAGAAAUAAUGAACAACAACAAGAAGGAGAAGGAGACGGGGAAUAUGAAGUAGAAGAUCCAGAUACUACAAGCCAAGAAGAAAAAGAACCAAUCUAUAUAAGUGGGGGGGCUCAUCCCCGAGUUCUAAGAAGUCAAGCUGGAACUUCUAGUGAUUUCACCCCACCUGGACCAGCCGCAAUCCCACCUUCUCAACCCCUCUCCCAAUAUCAACGACAAUUAUCCCCAGAUCAAGAUGAUGAUUCUAAUAAUUCUAAUCCCCAAGUCGAUGAUUCAAUCUUGGAUGAUGAUUAUGACGACAAUCAUUCCGAUUUGAUUAAAUCAAACCUAAAAGAGAUCUUCUCCUUAAGUCCAGUUAUAAUAUUAAUCCUUGAUGAAAAUGAUGAUAGAUUAUUUGAAAGCAUUUUAAUUAAUUUAUAUAUUCAUCCUGAACCUAAGACCAUUAAUCUUGCGAAACAUCCUAAUCAUGUCAAUAUUAUUAAUUAUCUUAAACUGAAUCAAAAUAACCCGGGAGAAGAUGAGGAGCAUGAUGAUAGUGAUAUUGAGGAGGUGGGGAAUGAUCAAUUGCCUAGAUUGUUUAUAGGCGGUAGACCUAUGGGGACUAGAGAUGAGAUUGUUUCAAUGUAUGAAAAUAAUGAAUUAGUUGAAUAUUUGAAGAAUAAAGGAAAAGGAUUGAUUACUAUUGAAUGA